UAAGUUUUCACAACAUUUUAAUUUAGCAACAAAGUGCAUUGCUUGGUAUUUUAUGCGGUUUCUUUCUCAAUUUCAAUUAUUAUUAAAAUGAAAAAUACAUGUUUACGUACAGUAUCACUAUUUUCACUAUUUUCAAUCAGCGCGUUAAACAGAAAGAACAGCCAAUUCUUCCAAAUAUGUAUAGGAUAAUAUGGUUACCACAUCUACUUGGCAGCCUAAUGUCAGUCCGUGCAAGUUCGUGUUCUCAAUGUAGCUAAAGUCUUGAUCGAUAAGAAAUUAAUCCAGACCAUGUCACGUCAAAGUAUAAAACAAGACACCAACCAAAGAACGAUGUCAGCAUUAUCAAAAAGAUUGCGACAAAUAGUAGGCGGAAGCGUAGGAGUAGGAGGAGGGGGAUCAAACUUUAUUACUUACCUUUCUAUUAUUGGUAUAGUUAUAAUGCUAAUGGGUUUCAUGGUCUGUUUGAUCUCCCGUUAUUGCUGUGGCAAAGACCAAGAAGAAGAAGACGAUGAUGCGUAUUCUAAAGAAUAUGAAAUUAACAGGAAUAAUCCAACCUCCACUGAUCAGUUGGACCUUCAUAUGCUAAAGUUAAUUUUAUUAGCAGAACAGGCUAAGAAUAUCUCUAACCUCCAUGCAUAUGGCCAGCAACACGGCGAACAGUCCACUGCAGAUGUACAAAUUGAACCUCGAGAACAGAUGGGAUCCCCUCAACUGAUAUUAUAUACUUCUCGUCAGAUGACGUCAUAUGAAGCAAACACAACGGACGAAAACCCAAUGAUAUCAGAUAUACGGAGUGGACCUCAUGAACAAAUUGGACUCUCUCGGCUAAAAUUAGACACUAACAGAUCGACGACAUUAUAUGUCGCAAAUACUAGUAUUACGGAGGAAACCCCGAUGAUAUCAGAUAUACAAAGUGGGCCUUGGGAACAGAUGAGGCUCUCUCGGCUAAAAUUAGAUGCUAAUAGACUGCCCACGUCUAAUGACGCCAAUGACAGGGAGAAAACCCAAAUAACAUCAUGUGUAUAAGGAAAGACACAGCUUCCACAUUGUCAUAGUUUCCGGUGCAUACGAAGCCUUUUUAAGUAAUAGCAUAACAUUUAUUAUGUUCAUUUUCUUGUGUGUAAUAUGUAUUUGAGAAAAAGAUUAAAGUUGUCGUAUGAUUGCGAUUUUUCAUUGUAUCGUUAAAUUAACGAAAAGAUUUGUUUUCAAUUCUUUUACAAACAAUUUUAAAAAUUGUCAUCUUAAAAAUAAUAUCAGUGAUGGCAAGACUGUUGUUUUGAACCUGUUUAUAUGUAAAAUUCAUAAAACGGCAUUGGAUCAUUAUUAUUUUUCUUUAUAUAGAAUUUUAUUUAUGUUUUUAAAAGAAUGUUUUUUUUAAUCUCAAUUAUGUUUUUAAAAAUGAAUGAAACUACAAGCUAUUAGAACUUUCACUUUUUUAAAUGUCUUAAUCAGACAAUAUU
Molecule: messenger RNA, 1460 nt
Organism: Magallana angulata
Lineage: Eukaryota; Metazoa; Mollusca; Bivalvia; Ostreida; Ostreidae
Exons: 4
Coding region: 289-1026 (245 amino acids)
Source: RefSeq, a predicted model, not a curated record